AUGAAGUUGUUGUACUUUCCCAUCAACGCCCGGAACGUCCUCGCGGAGUUGCUCGCCCGGGAGAAAGGCCUGGCGCUCACCGCGGAAGUCCCGGCGUGGCCGGAGUACAAGGCGAAGACGCUGUUCGGACAACUGCCGCAAUUGGAGGAUGGGGCGAUGACGAUUUGUCAAAGCAUGGCGAUCGCGCGCGUCCUGGCGCGACGGGCGAACGCGCUGGGAGAGAGCGAACGGGAUUUCGCGGAGAGUGAAAUGUUGUUGGAGAAGUUUGUCGAGGUGUACGACGGGCUGAAGGAGGCGCACGUGUACGGGAAGGGGACGCCGAAGGAAAAGGUGGCGGACGUCGUCGCGGCGCUCGCGACGCAUCUCGAACAGAUGGACGGGAUGGUGAACGCCGAGCGUGGAACCGUGGGCGAUAUCUCGGCCAUCGCGGCGGUUGUCAUCGCGAAGGAGUUCGGGGUUGACGCGAUCACGGCCAAGGCGCCGAAGGUGAAGGCGUAUUACGACGCGAAAAAGUCCGUCGUGGACGCCGUGUGCGGCUCGUACAGCGCGUGGUUCAAGCCUGAGGCGUGA
Messenger RNA from Ostreococcus tauri, 570 nucleotides. RefSeq names its product Thioredoxin-like fold. The record is from RefSeq and is a predicted model, not a curated record. The coding region runs from base 1 to 570 and encodes 189 amino acids. Gene Ontology annotation, molecular function: glutathione transferase activity. The transcript has a single exon. Gene Ontology annotation, biological process: glutathione metabolic process. Lineage: Eukaryota; Viridiplantae; Chlorophyta; Mamiellophyceae; Mamiellales; Bathycoccaceae.